AGAGGAUUUACUCAGCCCAAAAUAUGUCAUCGUGAGAUAAGUGUUCUUAUUACACCUCAUUGGAGAUAAGCCUUUUUUCUAUGGAGGUCUAUAAGAGUUUCGAAUUCCGUAAGGCUUAAUUGAUCGAAUAAAAGUUUCGCAAUGUUUAGUCUGUUAAAAUGUACUGAUAUAAUUGUAUGCAUGUGGAAUUCUGACAACUUUGAGAAAAACGACUUGGUUUUGCCUGUUGUUCACACGCGUAUCUGUCCUCUCAUUGGCUAGAAUCGUCCCAGCUGUUCGCACUUGCCUUCGAUCACUGAGGACAUUUCCAUUGUUAUAGCGGUCACUCAGCUAUCUUGUCAAUAUAUUACAAUAUCUUUGUUACCAGUCGAACCAGUUGUAGGUAACGGGCUCACUCAGUGUUGGGAAUGCAGCCGCCACUCCCACCAGAUGAAGUCAGAGAGCUGGUGUGUUCCUGUCUUCACAGGGACCCGGUAGCUGCUGACCUGAGAUGCAGCCUGUUUGUUGCUGCUGCUCAGAGCUACAAGAGGGACUCACUGCUCAGACCCUACCCCCCCAGAUAUAUCAGAGACACUGACACCAAAGAGUUUGAUGAGCUGCUGUCAGAUGUGAGCAGUUUGCCUGGUGUGAGGGAGCUGGUGAGAUUGAGACCUGGCAAAGCUGACCAUCAUCUGGCCCUCACACACUGGGUUCUCUUCUCCAAGAGCUUCGCUGUGAAGACACUACAGAAAGACGAGUAUGUCAAGCUCUGUAACCUGACAGAGGCUGAGGGGAUCUCUACGCCGGUCCCGGACUUCCUGUUCGAGCUAGAGUACUGCGACCAGAUGAACGUUAAGUUUGAGAAGACACGGGCGGGACGUGACCUCUUCUAUGCAUUCCACGGCAGCCGACUGGAGAACUUCCAUUCUAUCAUCCACAACGGACUACACUGCCACCUCAACAAGACGUCAUUGUUCGGAGAGGGCACGUACCUCACCAGUGACCUCAGCAUGGCGGUCCUCUACAGUCCCCAUGGCAACGGUUGGCGCGACAGCCUCCUGGGACCGUUGCUAAGCUGUGUCGCCAUGUGUGAGGUCAUUGACCACCCAGACGUCAAGUGCCAGGUAAAGAGGAAAGACUCUGAGACCAUUGACCGGCAGCGAUCCAGAGCCAGGAACAGUGAAGGAGGAGAGGUCCCUCAGAAGUACUUUGUGGUCACCAACAAUCAGCUGCUCCGAGUCAAAUACUUGCUAGUGUACUCUCAGAGAAGACACCUGUCCAGACAUUCCCAGGGCAGGUCGUGGCUGGUCAGACAUCACUUUGCCAUUAUGAUGAGUCUCUACCUACUGCUUCUCAUCUUCAUCGGUACCUUCAACUCCACCACAUUCCUCUCCUUCUGGAACAGGCUCUUCCGGUGAUGUCACAAUCACAAGACUGGCUCUUCCGGUGACGUCACAAACACAGGACGACACUCUUCCGGUGACGUCACAAACACAGGACGACACUCUUCCGGUGACGUCACAGGACGGUCAUGGUGCUUUUCCACUUCAGCCCAAGAUGGUCCAGCCUGAGGCUUUCUAUGGGCUUAAACCCUGGUGUUUUACGAGAUAAAUAGUUUCAUUUCCAUCCCUUGGGCUUGACCCUAAGGCACGAGUGUGAAACUCAUUCCACGGAGGGCAGAGUGUCUGCAGGUUUUCUCUCCUCCCUUGUACUUGAUUGAUGAAUUAAGGUCACUGAUUAGUAAAUAACUCCCCUCACCUGGUUGUCUAGGUCUUAAUUGAAAAGAGAAAGCAGCAGACACUAGACCCUCCAUGGAAUGAGUUUCACACCACUGCACUUCGAACUUGGGAAGAGCAGUGUGUCAAGUUCAACAACCUGUGAAAUUUCAACAGUUUCUUAUGAGAAGGAAUAGUUAAUCUAGACAUGGACCAUUAUUCUCAUUCAUAGUGCCUUCCCUAACACAGAGACAGACCAGACGGCUGGACAGCACAGGAGACAGACCGGACGGAUGGACGGACAGAACGGGAGACAGACCGGACGGACAGCACGGGAGACAGACCGGACGGACAGCACAGGAGACAGACCGGACGGACAGCACAGGAGACAGACCGGACGGACAGCACAGGAGACAGACCGGACGGACAGCACAGGAGACAGACCGGACGGACAGCACAGGAGACAGACCGGACGGACAGCACAGGAGACAGACCGGACGGACAGCACAGGAGACAGACCGGACGGACAGCACAGGAGACAGACCGGACGGACAGCACAGGAGAUAGACCGGACGGAUGGAAGGACAGCACAGGAGACAGACCGGAUGGAAGGACAGCAUAGGAGACAGACUGAACGGAUGGAAGGACAGCACAGGAGACAGACCGGACGGACAGCACAGGAGACAGACCGGACGGACAGCACAGGAGACAGACCGGACGGACAGCACAGGAGACAGACCGGACGGACAGCACAGGAGACAGACCGGACGGACAGCACAGGAGACAGACCGGACGGACAGCACAGGAGAUAGACCGGACGGACAGCACAGGAGACAGACCGGACGGAUGGAAGGACAGCACAGGAGACAGACCGGACGGAUGGAAGGACAGCACAGGAGACAGACCGGACGGAUGGAAGGACAGCACAGGAGACAGACCGGAUGGAAGGACAGCAUAGGAGACAGACUGAACGGAUGGAUGGACAGCACAGGAGACAGACCGGACGGAUGGAAGGACAGCACAGGAGACAGACCGGAUGGAAGGACAGCAUAGGAGACAGACUGAACGGAUGGAAGGACAGCACAGGAGACAGACCGGACGGACGAACAGCACAGGAGACGUGGGCAAAUAGGACAAACACCUUAACACUGUUUCCCUUUCAUAUGUUUUCCAUCUUCCAACCCUUUGUAUGUACAGUAUGCAUGGUUAUCACUGCUAUGGUUAUAACACCCUCACAUGCUGACAACACCGCCCGCGUCUCGCGAGCGUUGUAAAAUAAGUGUACACAUACAUGUUAUUCAAUCAUUGCGUCCACACUGUUCACGCGGGUCUACGAGCGUCUGCGUAGAUGGCCAGCGCUUUGUGAUGCUUGACGUGCUGCAA
Molecule: messenger RNA, 3077 nt
Organism: Salmo salar (Atlantic salmon)
Lineage: Eukaryota; Metazoa; Chordata; Actinopteri; Salmoniformes; Salmonidae
Product: poly (ADP-ribose) polymerase family, member 16
Molecular function (GO): NAD+ poly-ADP-ribosyltransferase activity
Source: RefSeq, a predicted model, not a curated record